ACUUUCAAGGUUACACGAACGACGUGUCUAUUAUAAACGAAAUGGGCAUGCGGUGACCACGGAGUAAUUUACAUAAUUUUGAGACAAUUUUAAAUUAACAACUUAUGAAGAUUAGUAAGAUACUUUCUUGACUAUUUCAGACAAGAUGUGGAGAAGUGUGUUGAAGAGCUUGCUGGUUUUGGCUGGGACCACUGUGGCAGUCCCCUAUGUUAUUACCUCGGUCAGCAGUGUACUGUAUGGCUGGGGUGAAAGGAAGAACAAAGUCCGCAGAACGCUCAGCCCCUUCAAAGUGAUAGCAUUUAGUUACACUCUCCUUCAGAUGAUGCAGAUCAAACUGAGAUAUAUACCUUUAUAUAUACAGUGGAAACGGUUUUACAGCUUUGCAAAACCAUCACAAGUUCUAAAGAACUUAUCUUAUGGAAGGCAUGAGGAGACUCUAGACUUGUAUUUGCCACAGACAAGAAAAGGAAAUGAUAACAUUCCUGUGGUUAUUUUUGUAUCUGGGGGAGCCUGGUCCAUGAAAAAUAAAGAAAUGUAUGGACUUCUGUGUUCGGAGAUGGCCAAUAAACUUCAAGUUGUUGUCUGUUGUCCCAACUAUUCUGCUUACCCUAAGGGCUAUGUGGAUGACAUGAUUCAGGAUGUGGUGGAUUGUUUAUGCUGGAUCAAUGAGAAUGUAGGAGACUAUGGUGGAGACAAGGAUCAACUAAUGUUGAUAGGCCAUUCAUCUGGUGCUCACCUUUGUAUUAUGGCAAUCAUGGAGCUACUGCACGACGACAUUUUGAAUGUAGAGGACCUGCCAAUUUCUGAAUCAGUGGCUCCCCAGAUUCACUUUGAAGAGUCUCACUAUAAAAGGGAGGAAUCAAAUGGACAUAAUCUGGAUGGAAGCUCUGGAUCUUCAGGCUCCUUCUGUGUGUUAAAUGAUAAUGGGGAGAAGAAAGACAGCUUGGAAGCCAGCAACACCAGUAGUACGUACGAAAUGUUAAAGAAGCCUGAAGCAGAUGUUAUGGAAGAAUCUGUUGCUGCAGGUUAUGUGAAACCAAUGAUGGACAGUGACAUUGAAAAAGUAGAGGUAGGGAAGGGUGAAAGUGCUAAACAAGGGGAGCUAAGUGAAAGUAAACCGUCCACUGAAGACUCUAAUGUUGAAAGGAGACCUGCAGAAUCAGAGGAGGAAGAAGUGGGCAGCGAGCAUGAUUCUGUCAUUACAGUUAGGUCCAAUGACAGACAAAGGACACUGGUAGAUAUUGGGAAAUCUGUCAAGGCUGUUAUAGGUUUAGCUGGAGUAUACCAUAUAGGGGACCAUUAUGAACACGAGACAUCCCGGGGUGUUGAAGAUGUGUCCUGUAUGGCUAGAGUCAUGUAUGGAGAGAGCCAUUUCGACAGAUUUUCACCAACCAGAUUGUGCCAUUCACUCUCCCGAGGAGUCAGAUUACCAAAGAUUGUAUUGCUUCAUGGAACAAAAGACUACGUUGUACCAGAGUCCUCCAGCGUUAAGUUUUGUGAUGUACUGAGAGACCUUUAUGUAGAUGUUGCACUACAUAUCAUACCAGACUGUGAUCACUAUGAAAUAUGUCUAGAUUUGAUGAAAUCUAAUCGUAAAUUUUAUCAACCAGUUAUGGGCGUUAUUUUACAAACAGCAAAAUCUGUUCUUUCAGACAAGUGAUACAUGUAACAACAACCAUUUUUUUUAUAACUUACAAUUUCUGCUGAUUGUUUUUCAAACCAUUAUUUCUAAAAAUACGCUUAGAUUGAAUGGUCUUCUUUCAUGUUAUAUUUCUGAAAGAAGAAUUGUCUCAAUUAAAAUUGUUGUGUAAUUCCAUGUUCUUUGUUCCAAUAUGUUCAUGAUGUACCUGGUACUAGGUACUUUGCUUUGUUUUGAAAAUUCUAUUUGACCUUCUUUUAUCAUGAUGAAAAACAGUGAUUGUAGGGGAGGUACAUUGUACUUUCUAUUAUUAAUAAAAUUGUACUAAAGAAAAACAUUGUGUAUUGUAUAAAAUUGAUAUAAUU
Messenger RNA from Magallana angulata, 2004 nucleotides. RefSeq lists its product as uncharacterized. Gene Ontology annotation, molecular function: serine-type peptidase activity. The record is from RefSeq and is a predicted model, not a curated record. The transcript has 7 exons. Lineage: Eukaryota; Metazoa; Mollusca; Bivalvia; Ostreida; Ostreidae. Gene Ontology annotation, biological process: proteolysis. Bases 146 to 1660 code for a protein of 504 amino acids.